GGCUGGUGGCGGGGUCCUCUCUGUCUCCUCGUUGUCUGUGGCCGGCCGGCGCCUUGGUGGAGAAAUAGGCGAGGGGGCGGUCGGCCGGCCAGCCAGCCAAGAUGGCGGAGCUCAGCGGCGGCCCCGGCUCGGCUGCGAGCUCGGCCGGCAGCAGAGAAGGCGGCGGAGGAGGAGGGAGCGGCGCCAAUGCAGCCGCGGGCGCCGCCGUGGGAGGCGGGGAGGGCGGCCCAGGGGGGCUCCUCAUCCGGGUGAUGGUGAAGACCCCCAAAGACAAGGAGGAGAUCCUUACCGGCGAGCGCGUCUCCGUCAAGGAGUUUAAAGAGGAGAUCUCCAGACGGUUCAAAGCCAAACAGGAUCAGCUGGUUCUGAUCUUUGCCGGGAAGAUUCUGAAGGACAGCGAUACACUGAAUCAGCACGGGAUCAAAGAUGGACUAACAGUUCACCUGGUGAUCAAAACGCCGCAAAAGUCUCAAGAUCCUUCGGCAGUGGCAGCAGCUUCAUCUCCUCCUCCUCCUGCCCCUCCUGUUACCACUACAGCUGCUGCUGCGGCUCCCUCCACAGCCCCCGCUUCUCCUGCCACCCCAUCACAGCCUUCCACGUCCAGCAACGCGCUUUCAGAUGCAGGGAAUAACAGCCGGAGAAGCAGUGGGCUUGGGGCUGCUCCAGGCCCGACGGCAGAAGGGACGCCCAGUGGCGCCACGUCCAUCUUGUCUGGCUUCGGGGGCAUCGCUGGACUCGGCCACUUGGGUAUGGGCUCUGCCAACUUCAUGGAGCUGCAGCAGCAGAUGCAGCGGCAGCUGAUGUCCAACCCAGAAAUGCUGUCCCAGAUCAUGGAGAAUCCCCUGGUCCAGAACAUGAUGUCCAACCCAGACUUCAUGAGGCAGAUGAUCAUGGCCAACCCCCAGAUGCAGCAACUGAUGGAGCGCAACCCAGAGAUCAGUCACAUGCUGAACAACCCAGAGCUCAUGCGCCAGACCAUGGAGUUGGCACGCAACCCGGCCAUGAUGCAGGAGAUGAUGCGCAACCAGGACCGAGCCCUGAGCAACCUGGAGAGCAUCCCAGGAGGGUACAACGCUUUGCGCCGGAUGUACACGGACAUUCAGGAGCCCAUGUUCAGCGCUGCCAGGGAGCAGUUUGGCAACAACCCGUUUUCUGCCUUGGCCGGAAGCUCCGACACCUCAACCCCCCAGCCUCUGCGGACAGAGAACAGGGAGCCUUUACCCAACCCUUGGAGUCCCACAGCCGCUUCUCAAAGCCAGGCACCCAGCAGUGAAGGGAGCACCAGCUCUGUCCCUCCCCAAAGCACGCCCACUUUGUCCAACCCUUUGGGGAUCAAUGCAGCCAGCCUAGGAUCUGGGAUGUUUAGUAGCCCUGAGAUGCAAGGCCUCCUACAGCAGAUCUCGGAGAACCCCCAGAUCAUGCAGAACGUGACCUCUGCCCCUUACAUGCGCACCAUGAUGCAGACGCUUGCCCAGAACCCUGACCUUGCAGCACAGAUGAUGGUGAAUGUCCCCCUCCUUGCUGGCAACCCUCCGCUCCAGGAGCAGCUACGGCUUCAGCUCCCUGCCUUUCUACAGCAGAUGCAGAACCCCGAUUCUCUCUCCGUCAUGACCAACCCUCGAGCCAUGCAGGCCCUUCUCCAGAUCCAGCAAGGGCUCCAGACGCUGCAGACAGAGGCCCCGGGACUGGUGCCCAGCCUUGGGUCUUUUGGGACUCCUCGAGCCCCCCCACCUUCUGCCGGAGGAAGCACAAUCCCCGAGACCCCCAUGUCCUCCGCUUCGACGCCUGCCAGUGCCUCUCCAGCCGGAGACAGCAAUCCACACCAGCAGCUCAUGCAGCACAUGAUCCACCUCCUGGCUGGCACAAACUCUCAAGCUCAAAGCCCGGAAGUGAGGUUCCAGCAGCAGCUAGAGCAGCUCAACGCCAUGGGUUUCAUCAACCGCGAGGCCAACCUGCAGGCGCUCAUCGCCACGGGCGGGGACAUCAACGCUGCCAUCGAGAGACUGCUGGGCUCGCAGCCUUCCUAACGCCCUGUGGCCCCUCCAGUCUGCCUGCUCUCAUCUCCAGCACAGGGACCCAUCGAGGAGACUGCCACGAUGGCCCCCCAAGUCCCGCAGUAGCUGCCUGCUGAUCGAAAGAGAAGAAGAGGCCAAGCUUCAGCCCGGCGCAGCUGAGAGAUCCCUUUCCAAACUGCAUCGCGCAUGGAUUCUGAUUCUCAUCGAGUGGCCAUUUCCAGACCUAUAUUCAUUUCUUCCUCCCUCCCCCCGCCCCCGCCUUGUUCUGUCUCCCUGCCAAUUAGGCUGUUUAGUUGGUAGAAGUGUUUACUUCUAGUUAACCCAAAUGAUUGUGUUGGAUUAGCUUGCUUUUAAAAUAAAAGCUGUCUUUCUCUUCCUGCCCCCUCCCUCCUCCUCCUCCUCCCUGGAGAUCAAGGAGAGAUCGAUCUGGUUUCACUGACCCAAAGGCUGUCUUUCCUUACGCAAAACAAUAAUCCAAGGGGCAAGACUUUUUAAACACUACUAGCGAAGAUGGAGCCCAUCUUGCGAUACCCUCGGACCCUCCCUUUCGGACCUCGGUUGUGGACUCCCAACAUCGCUUUGGUGCUUGUGGGGGGCUUUGGCUGGAGGAAUACAGAGGAGCCCCUCCUGGGUUUGAGGAUGGAGGCGUGGGAUUGGAGGUCUUUGAAGGCAGAGGGGGAAAUGUCCUGAAUUAAGGGCAUGAUGCUUGAAAUUAGACUGGAAUUAUGUUUUAUCAUCUACCUUAAAAGUCUCCUCAUGAAUGUCAUUUACUUCUUGAUGCAUCUAG
Heteronotia binoei (common prickly gecko) is the source of this 2802-nucleotide messenger RNA. It is a transcript of the gene UBQLN4, whose product is annotated as ubiquilin 4. Gene Ontology annotation, cellular component: cytosol. The transcript is spliced from 11 exons. The record is from RefSeq and is a predicted model, not a curated record. Lineage: Eukaryota; Metazoa; Chordata; Lepidosauria; Squamata; Gekkonidae. Bases 102 to 2027 code for a protein of 641 amino acids. Gene Ontology annotation, biological process: ubiquitin-dependent protein catabolic process. Gene Ontology annotation, molecular function: polyubiquitin modification-dependent protein binding.